Acanthaster planci (crown-of-thorns starfish) is the source of this 2818-nucleotide messenger RNA. It is a transcript of the gene psmf1, whose product is annotated as proteasome inhibitor subunit 1. The record is from RefSeq and is a predicted model, not a curated record. NCBI's taxonomy places the organism in Eukaryota, Metazoa, Echinodermata, Asteroidea, Valvatida, Acanthasteridae. Gene Ontology annotation, biological process: proteasome-mediated ubiquitin-dependent protein catabolic process. Gene Ontology annotation, molecular function: proteasome binding; endopeptidase inhibitor activity.
CCGUGACCCCAUGACCCCUGCCUCGAACAUAACAAACAUGGCAGUCUCCCUACAGGUAUCUACUGGCUGUGGUCUCGAACUUCUCUACACCAGCGUGAAAAAUCAGAUUAGAUCGCAAUAUGAUGCCCUUGUUUGUUGUUUGCACUGGAAUAUGGUGCACAGUGGAUUCAAAUGUGUUGGUUUGGGAGAAGAGGCAAGUGGCCAAAAGAGUGAGCUUCUUCCUAGUGCGUGGAAUGAGGGAACUUGUGAUGUUUACACGCUAAGGUAUCAACCAAUUGAAGGAACUGACUUCUACCUGCUGAAGGUCAUACGAAUGGACGACACAUUGCUAGUCCAUCUUCUGAGAGAAAAAGAUGAGAGAGUAUCCAAUCUGUCAUUGGAAACAUCGGAAUAUGUGGAAGUGGACAACUUGGGAGAUUUUAACAGAAUGUUUAAGAAUAUUGACAAACUUCAGCAAGAAUUCAAAUCAGAACUGAUGGACAAACUGAAAGAAACAAACUCUACAUCUCGCCAGAGCCCCAGAGACACACCAUCGCAGCAGAGCACAAGGAGUCAGGAGGAUGACACAGAUCCCCUCAGAAUACCAAGGAGACAACCUAAUCAAGAUGGCAGACCAGAUUGGGGACAACCAAGAAAUCCUUUCGUUGUUGGUGAGGGUGAUUUGGAUCCAUUUAGCAGAGCUCCACCUGGUAUGUUGAUGGAUCCUACAAGGUCAGGCUUUCCCCAGCCAGGUUACCCUGGAGGGUAUAGGGGAGGACUUGGAAUGCCUGGAAGAUUACCGAGGGGUGCAGUUCCUCCGGGUGCUAGGUUUGAUCCCGUUGGUCCACCAAACCCAGACGGGGGUCUUCCCAAUCCGCAGGGGAGAUACCGCGGCGAACCAGACCCUGACCAUGAGCCCCCACCAGGAUUUGAUGACAUGUUCAUGUGAACCAUGCUGAUCUCCUUUCUGGUUAAGAAAAAUGUCAUAGCAUGUCUGCAUGAAAAAGUUUGAUGAGUCAUAUUUCAGCGUUACUGUUCUUUUUCCAGAGGGAUCUUAGGUCCUCCUUGACUUUAUAAUAUUACUAGGAUGAAAAUUGAGAUAUUUUCAGUGAUUUGACCAAGGUGAUCAGACUGUUUUUCAUUCUUUAACAUUUGGUAACAUGCUGCUUCGUUUCAUUUGACAUCCUAAUGAAACACAUCAACAUGUUCUAAUAAUAAAUCAUCACGGGGCAUGAGUGAAACCAACAUGUAAUAAAGUGCUAUGAGUCUGAUGUCCAACACACCAUAAGGCCAACAUCAUGCAUUAGGUGUGUGAUAUUUUGUACGAGCUUUCAAACAAUUUUUGGAUAUUAACUUAUCGAAAUGUCACUGCAACACAAUUGUAUAAUUGUUUGAAGAGGCUCUGUCUUGGAUACAAUCUUUGACAGGACCGAUCCUCAAGUUAUGAAUCUGCAGAAAAAAUGUGGAUAGAAUGCACUGCAGACCAUCAAAAUAAUUUUUAUAAUAACGUUUAUUUUCCUCUCAACUUGGCAAAUAGGCACUGCUUUUGAAUUCGUAGGACCCUGAGCAUACAGUUCUUGAUAUUUCCUCAUGAGAGAUGAAAUAAACUGAUUAGACUCAGAAUUGUGCAAUACAUAGGAUGGGAAACAUGUAUGACUAGGGGUGUAACGGUUCACCGAUGCAUCGAUAAUCGCGAUUCUAAAAUGUGAAUCGCGAUAUUGACAAAAUGUGCAGUAAGUAGAAAAUAAAAUUAGGCCUUAAAAAGUUGAAAUGUAUAGCUUUAUAUUUGUAAUGUCGCCUUUACUGAUUACUCUUGCAAGAAAUAGUUUGGUUGGGUUUAAGCAUCACUGAUAACUCGCCGAACGUACAUGUACAUGACGUAUCUGGCAGUAGAAAACAAAAGUGACAGUCGGGCAUGUAUCGUGGAUGUAACGGCGCGGCCAAACUUUCACACCGAUCUCGGUGUCAUGAGAAAAUUGGAUGCAUAUCGGACUUUAUCCUGUCGUUUGUUAAACCAAAAAGGUUUUCCUUCCUUGCGUAAGCGCCGAUUUUUUUACGCGGUAGUAUCUUCUGAAGCUCUGUUAUGCGCACUACUAGACUGAUUCUACAUGUACAGCAUACAUGUACAUGUACAGUACAUGUGCAUGUUUAUAUGCGCGUACGUGCGCACGUGUAUACACGUACUACAUACUGGACUCGAAGCGCGAGCGCAAGCCUUCUUGGGACCAUCGGUGAUUGUGUUGUGAUUGGCUGUCCACAAAACAUCAAUAUUCAUACAUGUGUCAGUGAGACUUAUUUCAGCCGUUCAUGUGUGAGUGCAAGUAGUGACUAACAAUCUCCGCUGUUACUUGCAGUAGCACGCAUUUCACUGUGAAUUUACGACUUGAAAUAAGAUAAGUACAUUCUCGCUUUCGGCGAUGGAGAGUUUCGUGACGACUGGCGCCGGCGGGAUGCGCAAAGUUAUAUGUGUAUGACGUUUUGUACGAGCUUUCAAACAACGUUUGGAUAUUAACUUAGCGAAAUUUCACUGCAACACAAAUGUAUAAUUGUUUGAAGAGGCUCUGACUUGUAUACAAUCUUUGACAGGACCGAUCCUCAAGUUAUGAAUCCGCAGAAAAAAAAAGUGGAUGAAAUACACCGCAGACCAUCAAAAUAACUUUUCAAUUAAGAAAAAUUCUGAGCCUGAACUUUUUGACCCAAAAACUUUCGAUGAAACAAGAUACUACCCACCUACCCAACCUAUUUUUUUUCAACGUAAUAGGAAGCAUUGCUAUUAUUUUGGUUGGCCUAAUAUUAAUAAACCAGAAACACUUGGAGAAAUAAAUGCAGUUCUAUGUUU